UAACUUCCAAUAUUCUUUUGCCUGCUUUAGCAACAAAAAUUUUGGAUCAAUCCCUCAUCAGCUGUAAGGUCAAGCGAGAAGAGAGAGAGGGAAAAAUUAUCGUCAUGGCAGGAGAGGGAUCAUCGAGUUCAAGAUCCUUAGGUGAUCAAUCAGCUGCUGCUCCUAGCCGCUAUGAAUCCCAAAAGAGAAGAGAUUGGAACACUUUUGGUCAAUAUUUGAAGAAUCAAAGGCCUCCAGUUCCACUCUCCCAAUGUAAUAGCAGCCAUGUUCUCGAGUUCCUUCGAUACUUAGAUCAGUUUGGCAAGACUAAAGUUCACUUGCAAGGUUGCAUGUUUUAUGGCCAGCCUGAGCCACCUGCCCCAUGUACUUGUCCGCUUAGACAAGCUUGGGGCAGCCUCGAUGCCCUCAUCGGAAGGCUUCGCGCUGCCUAUGAAGAGAACGGAGGAUCCCCAGAAAGCAACCCCUUUGCUAGUGGUGCAAUAAGAGUUUAUCUUAGGGAAGUGAAGGAGUGCCAAGCUAAGGCAAGGGGAAUCCCAUAUAAGAAGAAAAAGAAGAAGACUUCCCCAUCAGGAGGCAAAGGAGAUGAUGAGUCAAGUUCAUCCUUGCCAUUCUCCUAAAUUCAAUCAAUGCUUUCAACAAAUGGACCAUGUUGGUUGAUGGAGUAGUGGACAAGUCCAACCGGGCACAUUCUAUUGAAGUUGCAAAAUAUCAAAAGCCAAAAAAAAAAAAGUUGAAAUAUAUCACUCAUCAAUUAUCAUUCACUACUGCAGUUCCCUUCUGUAUCCAAAGUUGCAGAUUAGUGAAAUCCAGUAAUGACUCAUUUUAGCGUGUUUUAGGAGCCGAUUCUUUUGCUGUUUUGUGGGUUCUCGGCCGGGCUCCCUUUGAGGCCAUGAAUUCUUGUAGAAGUGAGGCUUCGUGUUUGUAAAAUUGCUAUUACUCGUGGUAUAUAUUGCUUUCUUCACUCUUUUUUUU
Messenger RNA from Coffea arabica (coffee), 972 nucleotides. Its product is annotated as protein LIGHT-DEPENDENT SHORT HYPOCOTYLS 10. Gene Ontology annotation, biological process: response to light stimulus; mRNA transcription. NCBI's taxonomy places the organism in Eukaryota, Viridiplantae, Streptophyta, Magnoliopsida, Gentianales, Rubiaceae. The record is from RefSeq and is a predicted model, not a curated record. Gene Ontology annotation, cellular component: nucleus.